Aspergillus alliaceus is the source of this 1922-nucleotide messenger RNA. Its product is annotated as CorA family magnesium transporter. Gene Ontology annotation, molecular function: magnesium ion transmembrane transporter activity. The record is from RefSeq and is a predicted model, not a curated record. NCBI's taxonomy places the organism in Eukaryota, Fungi, Ascomycota, Eurotiomycetes, Eurotiales, Aspergillaceae. Gene Ontology annotation, cellular component: mitochondrial inner membrane. The transcript has a single exon. The coding region runs from base 58 to 1278 and encodes 406 amino acids. Gene Ontology annotation, biological process: mitochondrial magnesium ion transmembrane transport.
AAAGAAUACAUCCUGCAACGAUAGGGACUCUCUCACAUCGCGAAUCUGUUUCUCACCAUGAAUUGCUGUCCGAUGAGGGUGUUUCAGCGAGUAUGUCGAUCAUCUAUACUGCAGUCGCUCAGGGACCAACAAGCACCCCGCUUGGUCGAUCCCACUCUGUGCUUUAAGGGAAUCCAAUUCCACCCAUUCCGACCUGUCCAUACUGAAUCCAUCUCAAAGUCCAAAGAUGCACAUCAAAGCCAACAGCUAUUAGACUUAUCUCUCAGCUAUUCGCGAACCCACAUGAGUGGAAACGCAAGUAUGCCAUACACGCGAUAUGACGACCGCGGCACAGCGGUGCCCUUUAGUAAGCUGACGAAGCUCGACAUCGUAAACAAGUACGGGUUGAGUGCGCGCGAUUUGCGCGCGCUCGACGUGCCAUCGGAUGGAUUCCCGCAUAUCCUGAUCAGAGAAUCGACAUUGCUGAUCCACAUGUUCAGCCUGCGGCUGCUGGUGCAAGCGGACCAAAUGCUGUUCUUUCAUCUGGAGGAGGUGACCCCUCAAGAGCCUGGUACCAUCUCGCGCGUCUUUCGUCGUGAUUUGGAGGGGAAGCUGCGCGGGGAUCCCGGAUUGGGGGUAUCUGUGGGCCUGCCGUAUGAGCUGCGCGUUCUGGAGGCCGCACUGGCCGCUGUCACGUCAACUCUGGAAGCCGAGUACGUGCUGGCGAAACGGCAGGCCACGAAGACCUUGCAAAUGGUGGACAAGGAGGAAGGCGAGAUCCACUCCAACCUUCGGACAUUAUUAGAGCUCGUACGAGAGCUCGCAACGAUCGAAAAGCGCGCAAGGCAAGUCCGAAGCGCAGUGCAAGACAUAUUGAAUACGGACGAGGAUAUGGCAGCUAUGUAUCUGAGUGAUAAACAGGCAGGGAAGCCACACAAAGUGGAUAAUCACCAGGAUGUCGAAUACCUGCUGGAAGCAUACUACAAGGCUAGCGAUGCUGUUGUCCAAGAAGCCGCGAGCUUGAUGGGAACGAUCCACCAGACGGAAGAGACCAUACAGGCUAUCCUAGACGUGCGACGGAACCAAAUAAUGGUGUUGGAGGCCAAAAUAGAGAUUCUGAUGCUGGGAAUGGCCGCGGCAACGCUCGUGGCGGGCUGGUAUGGCAUGAAUGUGAUCAACUACUUUGAGGAGAGCGGGCCGGCCUUUGCAGGGCUGGUUUCGUUCUGCCUGGUCUCCAUAGCAUUCAUCUCGCGAUAUGGACUGCGGCAACUACGCCAGAUCCAGAAGAUGCAUUUAUAGGCCUGAACGCUUUUCAGUCAGCCAUCGGCCUUUGGUCACAUUGAUUUGGCCAAGUUCAGGUGACAACUUAAGAUGGACAUUUGACAAUUCCGAUGAUUUGGGAUCUUGGUAAAACGAACAGAGAUGAUAGGCAGAAUCUAAUGAGAAUGUCUCACAAGAAGCAACAGCUUGGGUGUAGGAUGAGUGUGUACCCCAUUAUCAUUUCGCUGAGACUACAGAGCUUCACUUGGUAACUUUGACAACGUCAACCAAGUAACAAUAUCCUGAUAUUAAUAUAUAGAGAUGAAUUAAGAAGGAGAGUACUUCACCCCCUCCCUUUCCACAGCACCGUGGAAUACUGCAACAAAUUGUACAGCUCCGAAUCGUUAUAUACACUGAUCCGGAUGUCGAGGGGCACAAUACCAUAUCGAUAGCUAUCAAUCGCGGCAUUACACGAAAGUUCAAGGAUCUCUGAAACCAGAUACGCGAUAACUCGACAUAUUCCACGAAUGGACUCCUCCUCGAUUGCUGAAGGCUGACAGACAGCACGAGAGUUGAGGAAGGUUUUGAUCUUACCACACAUGUAGUCCACUUCAAAAUCAGGGAUUGGCUCCGUAGCAGAUUGUGUCAAGCAGCAGUGGCAAUAGACAUCAAGCAGUUUGCCC